CAACUGCCGAUCAGAAACCCCAUCAUGUCAUUCACAAGCUUCAUGUCAAAAUGUUAAUAGUAGAUACCGAGAUAACAAAAGUCGCAGUCAAAGAUCACCUUCUCCAACUAACGAACGUUCUCGCAGUCAAUCAAAAAGCCCAAUACAAAAGACAAAA
Racocetra persica is the source of this 157-nucleotide messenger RNA. Lineage: Eukaryota; Fungi; Glomeromycota; Glomeromycetes; Diversisporales; Gigasporaceae. The record is from the annotation of a GenBank genome assembly.